Molecule: messenger RNA, 972 nt
Organism: Linderina pennispora
Lineage: Eukaryota; Fungi; Kickxellomycota; Kickxellomycetes; Kickxellales; Kickxellaceae
Exons: 1
Coding region: 75-935 (286 amino acids)
Source: RefSeq, a predicted model, not a curated record
CUUCUACUCACGAUUUUAUCCCUUACCCAAUUGCAUUUUUGGCUGGUCCAAACAUCUUUCACGCACUGCAAAAAAUGAAAUUCCUCUCUGCACUCACAUACGCUCCAUUCCUGCUGACGGGGCUCGCCUCAGUGGCGAAUGCGCACACGUACUUGCGCAACCUCACGAUGAACGGUGUAAAAUACACCGAGGGUCAGUGCAUUCUGCCGUAUGUGGGCGACCGGAUUCAGCCAGUCUUGAAUCCGACUAGCCAGGACAUGAUGUGCCGGACGCAGGACAAGAAUCUGACAGCCUCGAUGACGUGCCCGAUCAAGGCCGGCUCGACAAUCACGGUUGAGUGGCACUGGCUCGAGGACUUCCCGAACGAUGUGAUUUCGUUCAACCAUCUGGGUCCGUGCAUCGCCUACAUGGCGCCUCUGGAAAGCAAGGGCCACGGCGAUGUGUGGUUCAAGAUCUUCGAGGAGGGCUAUGACCCCGCGACAAAGAAGUGGUGUGUGGACAAGAUCCGCGAGAAGGCUGCGCACGGCCAGUGGAACAUCACUAUCCCCGCGGAUAUCAAGCCUGGGGACUAUAUGAUCAGAACAGAGAUCAUUGCCCUGCACGAGGCAUACAGAGAGAACGGCGCGCAGUACUAUCCCAACUGCAUCCAGGCGCGUAUCCAGGGAAGCGGCAGUGCUACGCCCAAGGGAUAUGCAAUUCCGGGAAUCUACAAUGCAACUGAUGCAGGCAUUAUGUUUGAUCUCAAGAAGCCGUACACGUCGUACCCGAUCCCGGGCCCGCCGCUGUACAAGAGCGGCAGUGCCGACACUAACCAGAGGGUUGCAUAUUCAUCGCAGGCUGGCACACCGACUCCGACACCUACUGCUGUUCCGUAUGCGACACAGUCAAAGGUGUAUGCUGCCACCUCAUCAGCCGUCCACAGGUGCGCCGCUUGAAAUGCAUUUAUUAUAACGAAGUGUUCAGGAAUACAAC